Messenger RNA from Cucurbita pepo subsp. pepo (vegetable marrow), 1214 nucleotides. RefSeq names its product cytochrome b5 domain-containing protein RLF. Lineage: Eukaryota; Viridiplantae; Streptophyta; Magnoliopsida; Cucurbitales; Cucurbitaceae. Gene Ontology annotation, cellular component: cytoplasm. The record is from RefSeq and is a predicted model, not a curated record. Gene Ontology annotation, molecular function: heme binding; cytochrome-b5 reductase activity, acting on NAD(P)H.
AUUUUGUACGCAAUAAACCAUAUUCUUCUUUAAUUUCUCCGUCGCUUUUUCUCGACGACAUUGGGUAUCGAAUUCCGUUGAAAAGCUUCGUCGUCAACGGGCAGCCGGCGUAUUGACGGUCUUUUCCGAUUCAAACAAUUUCGAGUUGUGUUGUUGGAUGAGAAAGGUUGCUUAAGAUUUGAGACUAAAUGACUGAGAUGGAUUCUGACAAUGACUUCACAUUUUGUCAGGUGGGUUUACCUGAAAAAGAUGAUAAAGAGGCAAAGGAUCUUGCAUAUGACAUAGGUGAUAUUACAUUGAGGGAUGAAUUGACAAAUGGCGCCGUCAGUAGGACGAAUGUCAUUUGGGAUGAUAAUUUGUCAAAUGAUAUCACUUCCAGAAAGCAGGCAACAGUGGGUUCCUUGCAUUUCAAUGUUACUGAUAUGUCGUCUUCAAAACAAUCAAGCACACAGUCAACAGAAAAGGUGCCAAAAGAUGCUGAGAAAGUUGCGAAGGUUUCAGGAAAACAAGGGACUGCUGGGCGUAGGCCUGCAACUCGAACAAAGGUUCCUUUUGAAAGGGGGUAUAGCCAAAUGGAUUGGCUUAAGCUUACUCGAACCCAUCCUGAUCUUGCAGGAUUGAAAGGCCAGUCAAAUAAAAGGCUUAUCCCUAUGAGCGAAGUUAAAGAACAUCAGACCGAGGGCUCGAUGUGGACUGUUCUGAAAGGUCGUGUGUACAACUUAUCUCCUUACAUGAAGUUUCACCCUGGAGGUGCUGAUAUACUCAUGAAAGCAGUGGGAAAAGAUUGUACAUCUUUAUUCAAUAAAUACCAUGCAUGGGUGAAUGCUGAAUUUUUGUUGGAGAAGUGUUUGGUUGGCACUUUGGAUAAUAGUCAUUGACAGUUUUAUGGCAUGUAGCCUUGACCAUGUCUAGAUGGUGUGUUGCAUUGCACAAGUAGUCAAAGAUUUGGUAUCAGAAUGUGUUGGGAACGAACUUACUUGAAGGUUCGAAGGUUCCGAGCAACGAUAGUAUGCACACUUGAAUUUGAUUUUGAAUUAACUUCUAAGAUAUAUUACCUAUUCUUAAGCAUAGAAAGUUAGGUAUUUUCUGGAUAUUGCAGGGCACAAACCAAAUAAAAAUCUUGACGGACAAUGUUUAUAUCUAUAUAUUGUGACUAUCCAAGAUUCUGUUGUGCACCAGGACCAACUUUAGUCUAAAAUAUUUGGUUAUCUUGA